AUGAGGCCUGAGAGUUUUGCGAGGGGGAUACUUGAAUUUCUGGCAAAAGACGACUGGGAUAUUCCGGACUUCGCAUACUUCAAUAAUCAGUUCCUUCUGCACCUUUCGUCGGCCGUUAAAAAUCCUCUUCCUGCCCGAAGACUGUUAUCGCCUGGGAUCAUCUGUCCUGCCGUCCGCGGAGUUGAUAAAUCGCAGCUGAUACCGGUCACCGAUGUUUUUGAUGCAUGGGGACUUGAACAACUGGGGUAUGACACAAGGCCGCAAGUCGCUACCAACUUACAUGAUGCCCCCACUCUAGUCGUGAAUUACACGAGGCAAAUCGCAGAAACGCAGGAGCAGGUUGUCCGAAUUACUGCCACAACCGAAUCAUACUGGCAGCGGUCCGCCUUUGGGUUUGUACGGGAUGCAUUCAUUCUUCCAUUUCGAGCGGCGCCAUGGAGAAAAGCCGCGCAACUAUUCAUCCUGUCAACACCUCUCGAUGCGUGUGUAAACGAUAUGCUACCCGACAUCCUUCCCAAAGCGCUUGCAUUGCACAUUCGCACUUGGCCAUCAGACCUUUCCUUCGGCCAAAAGGACCCAUGUCAUCAGAACGAAGUACCAGUCCUCCGCAACAUAUUCGGAAAAUGUGACUGGACGGGCUCGUAUCUCUAUGACAACGUGAAGCGCGCCCAGUUAAACUCGGAGCAGCCCGUGGUUAUUGCAACAGAUGAUCGCGAAGGCGAGAUUGUCCGCGACCUUGUUAAACGACUGGAUGGGCGAGCGCUCUUCAUGGAGAUGACAGACAAGUGCAAGGAUAUUAUUAAGCAGGCUCAUCCUGAGGCGGAGUUUGAGUGGCGUUUGGCUACAUACUGGCCGAUUAUCGAAGCAACAGCACUCACACGAGCUGAAUCGUUUGUUGGAUCCUUUUGGUCCACUUUCUCGCAGCUCGUCGCUAUUCGGCGGAGUGAGAAACGCACGUUCUUUUUCCAAACGCGCUUGCAGGCGUUGAUAUGGGAUUUGAGAGUCCCGGGUGGGAUGCUCCUCCUUGUUGGGGUGGUGUAUGCGGGGUACUCUUAUUCCCGUCACAUUUUGGUAAACCGGCGGAAGCGUUUGGCAGCAGCGGUGAAGUCUGAAGUCAUGGUUUCACCAUAA
Molecule: messenger RNA, 1131 nt
Organism: Paracoccidioides lutzii Pb01
Exons: 2
Coding region: 1-1131 (376 amino acids)
Source: RefSeq, a predicted model, not a curated record